Williopsis jadinii is the source of this 3561-nucleotide messenger RNA. It is a transcript of the gene SCP160, whose product is annotated as Scp160p. Lineage: Eukaryota; Fungi; Ascomycota; Saccharomycetes; Phaffomycetales; Wickerhamomycetaceae. The record is from RefSeq and is a predicted model, not a curated record. The transcript has a single exon. The coding region runs from base 1 to 3561 and encodes 1186 amino acids. Gene Ontology annotation, cellular component: cytoplasm; nucleus. Gene Ontology annotation, molecular function: mRNA binding.
AUGUCCACUGAAAACGAAACCAACAUUGCAACCGCUGUUGCCGAUGUUGAGAUCAAUGACGAAAACAACUCCACCACGGAUGUUGUCUCUGAAGAGUCCACCGCUGUCGAAACUCCUGUUGAAACUACACCUGUCCCACCACCUUCUAUCAACGACGAGAACGCCUUCCCAACUCUUGGUUCCGGCGUUGUUGCCACUAACAAGAAUGCCGUGUCCUGGGGUCCUUCUAUGAAGACCACUGUGUCCUCUGGAAGUGUUAGCUCGGCACCUUCUUCAAAUGGUAACUCUUCGAACAACUUGACUGCUGGUGUUGCCCGUUCUAAGAACGUUCAAGAGGCUUUCAACAUCUCCCACAUUGCUGCGUUGAACAUCAUCAAGACCGAGUUCAUCAAGAUUGUCUCUGAUCUCAAGAAGGCCCACAAUGUCUCCAUCGAGUCCACUUUGUCCACAAAGACCCAAGACAGAUCCUUCAUCGUUACCGGUAAGCCAAACGAUGUUGCUCGUGUCAGAAGAGAAUUGGUUCGUCGUCUGACUAAACCUGUCGCUGAAUCCUUCAAGGUUCCUGCAUCUACAAGAUCUGCAAUCAUCGGUUCCGGUGGUAGAAACUUGAAACCAAUCGUUGAGGCUACUGCUACCAAGAUUGACAUCGAGAGAUCUCAAACUCCUUCGUCCACCGACCAGGAAGAUGACGAUGAGAUCACCGUCACCAUUACCGGUGACGUUGAUGGUGUUCUUGAGGCGAAGAAGAGUAUUUUGGCCAUCGUUGAGGAAGAGACAAAGACUCUUACUGCAAGAAUCACCGUUCCUGAAAGGGUCCGUCCAUUUGUUCAACCACUUGAAUCUAGCGAGGAGGACUUGGUCGUUGCAGGUCCAAACAAGAACGGUAUCAUCACCAUUUCUGGCUUGAGAGAUGAGGUUAUUUCCAAGAAGAAUGAACUCUCACAGGAGUUCGAUUCUUUGAACAAAAAGAUCAAGGUUGAUGUUAAAACCAUUCCAAAGAAAUAUCAACAAUUCAUCAACACUGAACAAUUGUGGAAGGAGUUCCAAGUUGUUGUCAAACUCCCAGAUGGAGAAGACGAUACUGAAGUUGAAUUUGUUGGUCUUGAAAAGAACGUUGACGCCGCUAUCAAGUCUGCUAGAAACACAAGCUCUCAGUUUGUCAUUGACUCACUGGUCAUCUCCAGAGCUCACGGUGGUGAUGUUGUCCACGCCAGACGUUUGGCUGCCUUCUUGUCUUACUCUGGUCUUCUGAAGGAGAUUGGUAAGCAACAUCACACUAGUAUCCAAGCUCCUCCAUACUCAAAGUUAGCUGGUGAUGAGUUGUCUUCGAUUGCUAUUGAGACCAGUGGUCCUUCAUCAGAUCCUGCAUCGAUCCAGGCAUCUAGAAAGGCCAUUAUUGAUACCGUCAACCGUUUCACACCAUCCCGCUUCUUGGUUGUUUCCGAUCUUUCUUCAUUCUUUGCAAAGAGAGUUGUUCAUGCUACUGAAGGAACUGCAAAGGUUGAAAAUGUUGCUGUUGUUCCAUUGUCCGAACUAUCUAACAAUGCCACGGAUGAUAUCAUCUUUGUUGCACUUGACGGCAAGGAUGACGAAUUCGCACCAACCCAAGAGGAGAUUGACUCUAGACUAAGAAAUACUGCUGAAUCUUUGGAUGAGCUGAGAAAGGCCCAAGAACACUUGAAGAGAGUUGUCUUGGACGUUCCAUCUGACAAGCAACAGUUCAUUGCUGGGCCAAACGGAACUACUCUAGCAAGCUUGAUUGAGUCUGCAAACUCUGUAAAUAUUGUGCUUCACAAUGAUGGUAAAGCUGAAGCAGAUGACAAGGUUUUCAUCGAGGGUGCAAAGACUGAUGUUGUUAAGGUUGAGAAGGAGAUUGCCACCUUACUGGCUGAUGCUGCUGAUCAAACUGACUUGUACAGCUUCGUUCUUGAGACUACUGUUCCAACAUCUGUCUUGUCAAGAUUGAUUGGUAAAUCGGGCUCUAACUUGAAAGAGAUUAGUGAAAAGUUUGCUGUUAAUAUCGACGUCGAUAAAGAAGAUUCAGGUGAAAAGACCGGCUUGAAAAUCACUGGUUACAAGUUCAACGUUAAGGAGGCUGAAGUCCAUAUUGCACAUGCUGCUAAGAGAUGGGCUGACGAGAUCACUAAGACUUUAAUCGUUGCUAAGCAAUAUCGUGCAUCCUUGAUCGGUUCCAAUGGUCAAAAUGUCAAGAAAUUGCAAACUAAGUACAACGUUGCUAUCCAUUUCGAUAGAACUACUGAUGAUGUCACCAUUAAGGGCCCAUCAAGAGGAGUUGCCAAGGCUACUGAGGAAUUGAAGGAUCUUCUUGACUUUGAGAUUGCCAACGGUUAUACUAAGGAGUUGACAGUUCCUGUAGCUGCUAUCUCAAGAAUCAUUGGUCGUUCUGGUGAGAACGUGAACCGUAUUGCUGUUGACACUGGUGUUGAUGUGAGGGUUCAUAAAGGUCCGGAUGGAUCAGAAACCGGUACUAUUGUUUUGACAGGUUCAAGAACAGGACUGACCAAUGCUGAGAAACAAAUUGAGGCUAUUGUUAAAGAAGUUGAAGAUACCAUUACCGUUGAGCUUGAAGUUGAUCAAAAGUAUUUCAAGGACAUUUUGGGUCCAAAGGGUGCAACUAAGCAAAAGAUCAUCACACAGGCCCUUGGUAACUCUGAAGGCGUUGCUGCUAAGUUGUUACAUGUUCCAGAGGCUGGCUCUGAUGUUUCUGUUAUCUCUUCCACAGGUCCAAAGAAGGUUGUUGAGAACAUCAUUGAGCAAAUCAAGGCCAUCGUUGCCGAUAAAGAGAGUGCAAUUCAGGAAACUCUCGAGAUCCCAAAGAACAAGCACAGAUUGUUGAUCGGUGCCGGUGGUUUCGUUCGUCGUUCUUUGGAAGAUGAGUUUGAUGUUUACCUCGACAUUCCAAAGGCUGAAUCCAAAUCUGACUCGGUCGUGAUCCAGGGACAACCAGCUAACGUUGAAAAGGCCAAGGCCAAGGUUCUUGAGUUGACUGCAGAUUCAUGGAAGACUGUCGUUGAAGUUCCAGUGAACGUCCAUGCCUCUGUUUUCCAAAGAGGUUUGUUCGCAAAGGAUGUAAGAAUUGAGCACAACGUUGACAUCAGCUUUGGUGAUGCUAACAGAAAGGCACAGAAGCUGUCCAACGCUGUUCCAACUCUUCCAGAUGGUGUUCGUGGUGAGGGCGAAGAGACUGAGAAGUUCACCGUUGUCGAGGAUAAGCCAGUGGAAAACGAUGAUGUUAUCCCAUGGAGACUGUCUGGAGAAGACGAGGAAGUCGCCAAGGUUGAGAAGUUGAUUAAAGACGCCAUUGCGCAGCACUCCAACGACGAUACUAUCGGUUUCUUCUGGUUCAAAACACCAGAGAAAGUGUUCCGUAAGGUCAUCGGGUCCCAAGGCUCACGCUUGAACAGUUUGAGAAAGAAGUCUGGCGCACAGAUCACGGUCCCAAAACCAUCAGACAAGGUAAACGACAUCAUCUACAUCAAGGGUCCAAAGGCUGCCGUCGAGAAGGCUGAGAAGCUCCUCCGUUCUGAGAUCAGCGCUUGA